Corythoichthys intestinalis (scribbled pipefish) is the source of this 2212-nucleotide messenger RNA. It is a transcript of the gene mkrn2os.2, whose product is annotated as MKRN2 opposite strand, tandem duplicate 2. The transcript is spliced from 4 exons. Bases 534 to 1205 code for a protein of 223 amino acids. The record is from RefSeq and is a predicted model, not a curated record. NCBI's taxonomy places the organism in Eukaryota, Metazoa, Chordata, Actinopteri, Syngnathiformes, Syngnathidae.
UUUGUUGCCAGGGGUUUGGAGAUUAAUGGCUAUAUUUUGAGUAGAAAAUGAAUCAUUAUAUAAGCUGCACACAGACUACUUUUCGUUGUGUCAAAGUGUCAUUUUGUCAGUGUUGUCCCAUGAAAAGAUAUACUUAAAUAUCUGCAGGAAUGUGACGGGUGUCCUCACUUUUGUGAUACACUGUAAACUAGGAGGACUGGCUGUGAAUUCUCAUCUUUCAGUGCCACUGGGGCUGGAUUCCAAUCCCUUUUGACAAGGAGGGUUGACUGAAUGAAAGUGUGCUCGUGAAAAAAACAAAGGAGUAUUGAUACUUUUGCAAUCAAAUAUCUUAUCAGGAUACAACAUUUCGGUAACGAUAUUUUUGAUCACACUACAGCCAACAGGAGGGACACCUGGGUUUCUUUGAUGUUUGAUUGACAACAUUGACAUUUGAGCUGGUCGACCGGCAUGAAAGUCAACACCCGAAGCGCAGCUAUCGUUCCUGUGUGACCCAAUAGGGCUAGCUGGUCACGUUACACCGGCGGUGCGACGCCAUGGAGGAGCCCGGUGUCUUGCGAGUGCGGCACGAGUGCCUCAACGAUAUCUUCUGCUUCUCUCUGCCACUACUUUGUCCUGCUUGCGGCGAGGCUUUAGCGGGAAGACGCCUGCACCAGGCUCCGGUCAGCCUCCCCGAUCCGCUCGGCGAUGGACACAAAACGCCCUGCUGCCUCCUAGUCGCGCCUGUUGACCGCCACGCCGGCGGAGACUUUGAUGGGACAUCGGAACUUCACACUGGAAUCUCCAACACUUCAGGCAUGGUGUACAACUACACAGAGAGGGGCGUAGUGCAAGACCGGCACGGCUGGGACCGCUGCCUGAGCGUCCCUCUGGUCAGACCUGACAUGUUCCACCUCCUGGCCCAGUGGGACCGGUACCUGGAGCAGUUCUCACGUGGACCCAUGUGGGACCCAACCUGUCGCAGUUUCUGCGAGGACUCUCACAACUGUCUGACGUUCUGUGUGGCGUUCAUCAACGGUGUGCUGGCGGCGGAGGGUCACGGCAGAGCCAGCUUGAGCAGAGACGACUUGACGCGCGAUGUCAUCGCUCCCGCCGUGAGCAGAGCGUGCAAGUAUGCAGCGCUUCGCAGACACCUGCAACAACAUCAGUUCUAUGUGAUGGACAUGCCUGCAGGGCCAUCGGGACCCCAGCCUGAUCACCUUCCUUAAUCUUGGAAUUUAAAGUUGCGUGUUGCGAAAUUAAAAUCCCAUCUCAAAGUCAAUCCUACUCCAUUUUCUACCAGAAUGACAAUAUUGUGAAAAAGUGGUCACAAAAGUGAACUAGUCUCCAGUGUAGUACUGUAUUUACUAGGCACAGAUACUCUGCUGGCUGGUAUUGGCUGAUGCCAUACAUCUAAAUUCCCCACCCCAAAUUUGAACAAAGCUAUUCUAACAUUAUAGCCUUAUUAAAAAAAUGAUUAUAUGAACAAGUAGCAAAGUAGGAGUAGAAGGAGGAGCGUUAGUGUAGUAGGAGUGUCGAAAAUAUUCCAUUUUUUUAUGGCAAAUCAGUUGUGCAGCACAAAAUGAGGUUGCAAAUAAACAUUUUAUUUGUUCUGCAAAGUUUCAGUAGUUAGUUAUAUAUACUGUAGUAUAAUAUGUACUGUGAGCAUAUAUAUCCGCUAUUAUAUACACAGUAUAUACAUACCGUAAUUUUCAGAAUAUAAGCCGCACCUGACUAUAGGCCACCACCCACUAAAUUUGACACGAAAUUGGCAUUUGUUUAUAAACCGCACCAGACUAUAUGACGCAGCUCUCCUGACUGUAUUAUGGGAUAUUUACACUGAAAGAUAUUAACGGGUAAUACCUAAUUUGACAGCGACGUCAUAAGACGGUCAUAAUUAUGACAUGACACUGUCAUGGGCAUUCGUGAAUGCUUAUGACAGAUGUCAUUAAGUGUCAUCCAGCAAAUUUUGUCACUCACUCCAUUUAUGUCCAACUCGGAUCUUUUACAUCCAUUCAAAAGUGAGAUUUCCCGGCUGCAAUUUAUCGCUGCUUGCGUGUGUAGCGUGCACUCGGCACAUGUUCGUGUUGACUCCAUUUCUGUUCACAGAUGUUUAUUGGUCAUCAACACUGUAGAAUUAGUUCAGACAUAAAAACUAAGAAAAUACAUCUAUAUUAAACAUUGUAAAACGUUAGCAUUGCUACAUUGAGGCUAAUGGGGGGAAAAAAGACCAUCU